Larimichthys crocea (large yellow croaker) is the source of this 3069-nucleotide messenger RNA. RefSeq names its product mitogen-activated protein kinase 15 (gene mapk15). Gene Ontology annotation, molecular function: ATP binding; MAP kinase activity. The transcript is spliced from 14 exons. Lineage: Eukaryota; Metazoa; Chordata; Actinopteri; Sciaenidae. The coding region runs from base 449 to 2266 and encodes 605 amino acids. Gene Ontology annotation, biological process: protein phosphorylation. The record is from RefSeq and is a predicted model, not a curated record.
UGCGGCGGCUCCUUUAAGGCGCAGGCAGCAGCGUAGUCGUUACCAAGGCGACAAGAAAUGACAAAACUCUCCGGCUCGUCUGUUUGCAGCAGCAGAGGGAGUAUCCAAACUCAUAACUAUCACCUUAACAAACAUAUUCCGCGCGGUGCAGGUUAAAGUGAGUGUUUUUUUAAAAGUUACUAAAUGGAGUUAAAGACGAACCUGCUUCUUCUCGACCGACAGUGAUUGACUGAACAGAAAGAAACGCGACGUCUGACCAAAAACACAGGGUCGCACGCCGGUUGCCAGAUAAGCCGCAAAGGCGACCUCGACUAUUCAAAGUGAGUUUCUGUUUCAUGCUGCAGCUCUGAAACUUGCUGCCUAACACCUGCUUCAAGACUACUGGAGGAUCAUUUAAAGUAUGGUGAUGCUUUCUGCGUGAGCAGAAAGUUCAGAAGUGUUGAAGAAAAUGAGCAAAAAAUAUGAGUCAGCAAGCGUGUCUGAGGUGGAGGAACACAUUUCCAUAAAGUAUGAGAUCAAGAAGAGGCUUGGAAAAGGGGCUUAUGGCAUUGUAUGGAAAGCAGUCGACAGACAGACAGGCGAGAUUGUGGCCGUGAAGAAGAUCUUUGAUGCAUUCAGGAACAGGACAGACGCCCAGCGGACAUUCAGGGAAAUCAUGUUCCUCCAGGAGUUUGGAGAUCAUCCCAACAUCGUUAAACUCCUCAAUGUCAUCAGAGCGCAAAAUGAUAAAGACAUUUACCUCAUCUUUGAAUAUAUGGAUACUGAUCUGCAUGCAGUGAUAAAGAAAGGUACCCUACUGAAGGACAUCCACAAACGUUAUGUGAUGUACCAGCUCCUCAAAGCCGUCAAAUACCUGCAUUCAGGAAAUGUUAUCCACAGGGACCAAAAGCCAUCCAACGUGCUGUUGGACACUGACUGUGUAGUCAAGCUGUGUGAUUUCGGCUUGGCCAGAUCACUCAACCAGAUCCAAGAGGACAGCGGGAAUCCAGCAUUGACGGAGUAUGUGGCGACGCGAUGGUAUAGAGCUCCAGAGAUCCUGCUGGGAUCCACAAGGUACACUAAAGGUGUAGACAUGUGGAGUCUUGGCUGUAUCCUUGGAGAGAUGCUUCUGGGAAAAGCCUUGUUUCCAGGGACAUCCACCAUCAACCAAAUAGAGAAAAUCAUGAGUGCCAUACCACACCCCAGCCCAGAAGAUGUUCUCGCUAUCAAGUCUGAAUAUGGAUCCUCUGUCAUUCAGAGAAUGUUACUGAAACCACAGGUGCCUUUAGAGGAUCUUCUCCAGCCGUCUGUGCCUCCAGAUGCUCUGGACCUGUUGAGAGGUUUACUAGUUUUCAACCCAGACAAGCGUCUGACUGCUGAGGAAGCCCUCCAACACCCAUAUGUAGCCAGGUUUCAUAGUCCAGCCAAGGAGCCAGCUCUUAACUAUGAUGUAGUGCUCCCGGUGGACGAUGAUGUACAAUUAUCUGUGGUUCAGUACCGUAACAAACUUUAUGAGAUGAUGCUGGAGAAGAGAACUAAUCAGGGGAUGCUGAGGCUGCCAAAGGAUGAAGACGAUGUCAGCAGCAGUGAGAAACCCACUGUGAAGGAAAAAGCAGAGAAGGGCCCAGUGGCAGUGAAUGGCAAUGUGGACAUUGUCCAUGAGGGGAAAACACAACAUGAAAAGAAUGAUGAGACAAAACCUAAACCUGGGCCUUUGAACGUGUCAGCCCUGUCUGCUGUGGAGAAGACAAAUCCAUUAUCCAGCCCUGGCUUGGGAAAACUCACAUAUAACCCCAUCACACAUGCCCCAAAUUGUUUUGUUCAGAGUCCUACUGGUCCUCAUUACCACCACACCACUGCCACCAGCAGGAGACUAGUGGAACAAACCAGUAAUGGAAAUGCACCCCCAACAGAGGGCACCAACGCUACUGUAUCCAUGGACCAGAUUCUCCAGCGUGGUCGCUCAGCCCCUGUGACCCAUAACCGUUCCUUCUCCUUGACCCUAAAUCAAAUGCAGAACAACCCACUGGUUCGCAAAAAUGAGCCAUCCCUGACCUCUGGACUACAAGUCACAUCUGCACGCCUGAACCAGCGUUCAAAUCCUCAGGUCCGCGAGGCUCGGCAACCGCCACCUCCACGGUUCAGCAAGAAAGUAUUUCAGAGUAACUGUAAUGUGGCAGCUGCAGGCGACCCUCGAGCCAAACUGGGCAGCUAUUCCCAGGCCUAUGGUACCAUCAACAAGACCGACCUGGACAACCUGCUUCGAGGCCGCCCUUGUAACCAGUAACUGCUGUCUUGUCAGUGGUUACAGAGGGAACGCGUGGCAUAUGUGUUUAACCAGAUAACAAAGUUUGACUUGUACUAGGAUGUUAGGCACGUGGCAAAGUGAAUGAGAAACUGUAAAAAAGACUGUUAGGUCAAACACGCCUUGUAUACUUUGUAGAUUGUACACAUUGUCUGUGACAAUGAAUGCAUAUUUAUAAGAAUCCAGUGUGACUUCAUGUUACUUUUAUCAGACUGUACCAGCAAUUCAUAAAAAUAUGUAUGUAUGUAGUUUCAUUCAACACAAGUUGUCACUAACUGGCCCAUGUUAGGUGGGUCAGUAGGUGUGUGGUAAUUUGCUAUGAGAUGGUUGCACCACUUUAGGAUAUUAUCAGCUGCAAUGUUGAGUUGUCUACCUGUUUAUCUGUAGAGAUACUGUGUGUCAACAUUCCUAGACACACUUGUGACACAAAUAAGAAGUCAAUGGGGGUCCGCAAAUACUUUUUUCCCCCUACAGGGUUAUACCAGCCAGCGUUUUUCAUGUUGAUCUAUGUAGCUAAUGACAUCUUAAUAAUGUACAGUAUGUACAAUAAGCCAGUAGGUUUCAGAUGGACACUGUAUGUAUGUAACAUAUGCAGAUGUUUGAAUUUAUUAUAUGCAACAAGGAGUAAUAUUUCAUGUGAACACAGCAGCAAUAACUCUGUUCCUCUAAUGUGUACAGAAAGAAUGAUGCUGAGUGUCUUGAACCCAGUGAAGAAUGUUUAACAGAUGGGUGACUGUGGCAGCAAACCACCAUGAAGUUUAAUAAUAAACAGAGGUGGAAAUACU